Symbiodinium necroappetens is the source of this 1127-nucleotide messenger RNA. NCBI's taxonomy places the organism in Eukaryota, Dinophyceae, Suessiales, Symbiodiniaceae. The record is from the annotation of a GenBank genome assembly.
GAUCACUGGGCCGAUACCUGCCCGGUGAGGGUGCGUCUGCCGCCCUCCGACAGGGAACCGAGCAGGAAAUAGAAAGCGCGAUACCAGUGACGGUGUCGCUUGCAGUGGGAGAGAUGGUUAUGUUCCGCAAUGACUCAGGGACUUUGCUCGUCAGGGAACCGGUGCUACCCAUAGUUACCAUAGUUCCUAUGAGUGCCCUCCCACUUCUCGGCCGUGAGAUAUCCUGGUCUGAUCGCGGCUGCUACGUCCGCCACCCCUCGCAAGGCCUCCUUCCUGUGCUGAUUGCCGAAUAUGAGCGGUUCUUGCUCCGCCACCAAGCUACCCGGAACACUUCUGAAAGGAUGUGGCAGCAUGCCUUUGGUCAGGCUGAAGUCAGCCUAUCUUCGUUGAAGGAGUGGCUGGGCAAGCACUUGCGCAGUGACUCCUGCGGUGAGCUUGAGCUGCAAACGGUUGCAACGGUUCUGUUCCCAGACCUCCCCGAGGCUCUCGCUUCACAGGUGGCAGCGUGCCCUAGCUUUGACCCCUCCUUUGUUCCUUUUAACCGUCGAACCAGGAGGCAGCUCUUUGAUCCUCAGGUUCCCACUUUGGUACAUCUGUUCGCAGGCCAGCAUCGUUGGAGAAAUUCAAUGGGACAGGUUCUUGAGGUGGAUACACCUAAGGGUGCGGACCUUCUGUCUGAUGAUGUUUUCGGGAUGUUGCUUCGUGCAGCCACUUUGGGUGUCAUAGAUGGGGUUGUGAUAGCCCCUCACUGCAGGACCUUUGAUCCAGAUGCCUCGGCCCCAACCUCUAAUGGCUUAAGCUUCCGGGGGGAUGAAGGCGAGGAAAGGUCUCUGCUGUUGGCCUUUGUGGUCUCCUGUGCAAAGGAGAAAGUCUUCACUUGUUUGGAGAUGCCCGAGAGCUCCACCGCUUGGGGGUGGCCUGGGUGCGAGAAUGUUUCGGUGUGCCUAGGUGGUUGGACUGCAAGCUUCGAUCAGGGCACCUUGGGUCACCCGUGCUCCAAGGCCAGUGCUGUGUACACCAGCAGCUUCCAGCUGUAUGAGUCACUCCAUGAGAUGAAGCAUCCUCCGGAAGCGGUCACCAAUUUGACCUCUGAUUUUAGUGGUAAAGGAUGGGCACCGGGUUGCUGA